Molecule: messenger RNA, 5127 nt
Organism: Anguilla rostrata (American eel)
Lineage: Eukaryota; Metazoa; Chordata; Actinopteri; Anguilliformes; Anguillidae
Gene: gucy2d
Product: guanylate cyclase 2D, retinal
Exons: 19
Coding region: 104-3523 (1139 amino acids)
Biological process (GO): protein phosphorylation; cGMP biosynthetic process; intracellular signal transduction
Cellular component (GO): plasma membrane
Molecular function (GO): protein kinase activity; adenylate cyclase activity; peptide receptor activity
Source: RefSeq, a predicted model, not a curated record
CUGUAAUUGACCCAUCCCCCUUUUAAAAAGAUUCCCAGACACCGCCAAGCUUCAACAUCUGUCCUCUGAGUCCAGUCCUCGACAACAGCCCAUUAGUGGAGCAAUGGCUGCCCAUUCAAACUCUAUAGUCCUCCUCAGUGUCUCCUAUCAUCCUCGGUGGCCUUCUGGCAGACGAAGGGGGUGUCCCUGGGCAACAGAAAAUCCACCGCCACAAACUAAUGCUGCUCCCUCCUCUGGCACAGCAGUGUGCUCAGGCCUGGGGACUUCCAGUAGGUGGCGCAGCUGGUUCUGGAUUCCCAUGUUGAUGGUAGCCUCGCUGCCAUGUGGGACCUGGGGUGCCACGUUUAAGGUGGCCAUCGUGGGGCCCUGGACAUGCGACCCGCUGUUUUCCAAAGCCUUCCCUGAUCAAGCGGCCCGACUGGCCAUUAGCCGCAUCAACAGAGACCCGUACAUCAGCAAGGGCUACUGGUACGAAUACACCUUGGUGUACGAGGAAUGCCAGACGUCACGUGCCCUGGCCCGCUUCGCCGACCUGGAGAGCUAUGGUUCUGCUUUCCUGGGCCCGGCCAAUCCGGGCUACUGCUCGUCAGCCGCCCUCCUGGGGAAGCACUGGAACAAGGCCGUCCUGUCCUGGUCUUGCCUGAACCCAAAAAUGGAUGGAGGGAUGUACCCCACCUUCCUGAGGCCGAUGCCCCUGGCCUCACACGUGCUGUUCGCCGCGCUGCGUUUCUUCCGCUGGGCGCGUGUGGCCGUUGUCAACUCACGGGACGACCUGUGGAAGGCCACGGGACACGAGCUGGCCUCCUCACUGCGGGCCCUCGGCCUACCCGUCCACACCGUGGUCACCAUGGAAAUGGACGACGACAACGGCGCACGCGAGGCCCUGCAGAAGAUCAGAGAAGCCGACGGAGUACGAGUUGUCAUCAUGUGCAUGCACUCUGUUCUGAUUGGUGGAAAGGCCCAGCACAUGCUCCUGACCACAGCUGUGGACAUGCGGAUGGUGGACAGAGGCUAUGUCUUCAUUCCAUUUGACACACUCCUGUACUCCCUGCCCUAUAAGAAUGCAGAGUACCCCGCCCUCGCAAACAACACCAAACUAAGCCGAGCCUAUGACUCCGUGCUCACGAUUACCAUGGACUCUGGCGAGAAGAACUUCUAUGAGGCCUUUAAGGAUGCUCAGGACAGCUAUGAAAUCCGCAGCAGGGUCCCUCCUGAACAGGUGUCUCCCUUCUUUGGGACCAUCUACAACAUGAUGUACUUCCUGGCCAUGUCGGUGGAGCAGAGCCGCCUGUCUGAGAGUCGCUGGGUUUCGGGAGAGGUUCUGGCCCAGAGCAAGGGUGGUUUCCAGUUCCCGGGGUUCAACCAGCCACUGUCGGCUGGGAGCAACAGGGAGGGCAUGCAGGGGCGUUACGUUGUCCUGGAUACGGAUGGAAAGGGGGCUUCGCUCAGAGCCACACACAUACUGGAGGCCCCCCACACCACUGCAGAAUUUGGGGGGCUGAAGUACCUGGGACGGUCCAUACAUUUCGCCGGAGCCACGCCCAGCAGUGACUCCAACUGCUGGUUCAGCACAUAUAUCACAUGCAGCGAUGGCAUGGGCAGUUUAACACUCUUCCUAAUCUUCCUACUCCUGUGUUUGCUGGUUGGGGGUGGUGCAAUCCUGGCCAACAUUAUUAGACGACGGAUGCCAAUAGGAAUCAUUUAUGGAGGGGGUGGAGGACCUAGCAGCAAAGUUGUGCUGACCCUAGACGAUCUGGUUUUCAUCAACACACAACUCAGCAGAAGGAAACUGAUUGAUGACACCUUUGCAAAGAACAAUAUGGAUGACAAGACGCCUUUCCACUCUGUCUCCGGGAGCAGUUAUGCAGCCAGCACCCCUGAAACAUCCAACGUUGCCGUCUUUGAGGGUGACUGGGUCUGGCUGAAAAAAUUCCCCAAUGCAGUUUCGAUGUCAGAGGUCAAGGAGGACGCCCAGACAGUCUUCAUCAAGCUGCGGGACAUGCGGCAAGAGAAUCUCAACCUGUACCUGGGGCUGUUCUUUGACUUGGGGGUCUUUGCCCUGGUGACGGAGUACUGCACCCGUGGCAGUCUGGAGGACCUGCUCAACAACGAGGACGUCCGACUGGACUGGAUGUUCAAGUUUUCCCUGCUGAUGGACCUCAUCAGGGGUAUGAAGUUCCUUCACAACCGCAACGUCCUUCACGGACACCUAAAAUCCCGGAACUGCGUGGUGGAUGGGCGCUUUGUGCUCAAGGUGACGGAUUACGGCUGCACUGAGAUCCUGGACAGCCAGUGCCUCAGUCUGGAGGAGCAAAAACCUGAGGAUUUGUUAUGGACAGCCCCUGAGCACCUGAGGAACAAAGCAGACAGGACAGGCUCCUUCGCAGGGGACGUCUACAGCUUCUCCAUCAUCAUGCAGGAGGUCAUAUCCAGGAGCUCUCCUUUCUCCACUCUGGACAUGCCUGCUAAGGAGAUCAUCAAAAAUGUGCGAUCCCCCCCUCCGCUGUGCCGGCCCAGUGUGUCCAUGAACCAGGCGCCCAUCGACUGCAUCCAGAUCAUGAAGCAGUGCUGGAGCGAGGAGCCGGAGAAGAGACCCACCUUUGAGGAGAUCUUCAAACAGUUCAAAAGUAUGAACAGAGGAAAGAAGACGAACCUCAUCGACUCCAUGCUGCGGAUGCUGGAGCAGUACUCCUCCAAUCUGGAGGAUCUGAUCAGGGAGCGGACGGAGGAGCUGGAGGUGGAGCGUCAGAAAACGGACAGGCUGCUGGCUCAGAUGCUGCCCAAAUCAGUGGCCCAGGCUCUGAAGACAGGAAACCCUGUCCAGCCAGAAUACUUCUCGGAAGUCACCCUGUACUUCAGCGACAUCGUAGGCUUCACCACCAUCUCAGCCCUGAGUGAGCCCAUCGAGGUUGUGGACCUGCUCAACGACCUCUACACCCUCUUCGAUGCCAUCAUCGGACAGCAUGAUGUCUACAAGGUGGAGACCAUUGGCGAUGCCUACAUGGUAUCCUCAGGGGUACCGAAUCGCAAUGGAAGCCGCCAUGCUGCGGAGGUGUCCAACAUGUCUCUGGACAUCCUGCACUGCAUUGGGGCCUUUCAGAUGAGACACAUGCCUGACGUUAAGGUCAAGAUCCGCAUUGGCCUGCACACUGGUCCAGUUGUGGCUGGAGUGGUGGGCCUCACAAUGCCUCGGUACUGUCUAUUCGGAGACACUGUCAACACAGCCUCCAGAAUGGAAUCCACAGGACUACCUUACAGAAUCCAUGUGAACCAGAACACAGUGGACGUCCUACAUAGUUUGAACAUGGGCUACAAGCUGGAUACCAGGGGCUUGACAGAGCUGAAGGGUAAAGGGAUUGAAAACACAUACUGGUUGGUUGGGAGAGAAGGGUUCACAAAACCACUGCCUGUACCUCCAGACCUUACACCAGGUGCAAGCAAUCACGGUAUCAGCCUGGAUGAAAUUCCACCGGAUCGAAGACAAAAAUUCAUCGAUCGGCAGAAUAAGAUGAAUAAACAAUAACAGUCGUCCAUGCAGACUGGAAACACCUUUUCCUCGCUGUCCUUCUCCCACCCGGCUCUCAGCCACACAUUUCCAUGAAAAGUGGGGGAAACGGGAACCCAACCUCCACAAAAUGUGGACUGUGACACACCAAAGAGCAUGCACAAACAGAGAGCUGGCUUUCAGCUGAGUGAUGCAAUUAAGCCACCAAUGUAAAAUCACUUAAACAGGUGUUGGGCCACCAUGGGCGACCAGUACGGUUUGUAUGAACCAUGGCAUAUGGUUAUGUUUACCAUUACCAAGAAUUUCAAAAUAAACUCACUUAAAUUAGGCCUGGUUGAUGGAAGUGGACAACGCUGCCUCAGGUAUUAUAGCAAAAUAGGCCAUAAAUGCUCAGUUGGGUUCAGACCCGUGACAGAAGAAAGCCAUGACUCAUGGGUAGUGUCAUCACUCGUGGAUUGUGUCAUGUGAUGAAGAUGACUACAGUCAAUGCCAGGAAAAUGCACCUUGCACUUAGAUGGAACCGCCAUUCACUCCGAAACAUUUUAUUCAAUGGUAGUCUGACUCACAGGAUAUAGACUGUGGGUAUAAGCCUGCCAUUGGUUACUGUUUUUGUAAGGGCACUGUCGCGGCAUCCUGGGCUUAGUGCCGCCCAAGACGAUUGUGAUUUGUUUAAAGAAAUACAAACAAGCCAGAGCGUUUUUUUCCGCUAUAGGGGAAUGAUAAUGGGUUGAGCCAGAACUUUCUCCAGUGCUGGCACAGUGCUGAAACGAAGUGUGGAGAUAGGUCUGGCUGUGCGAGACUAAUUCAAUGGUAACUUUUUUGUUACCAUUAAAUUUCUCAACACAAGGGACCAGACUUUCAAAGAUCAAAAAAGGACUGGUGGCCAGCAGCCAGCAAUUAUUGUAACGCUUUAGUCAGUUUUGUUUUCCAAUAUGGUGCUCAUGGUGCUUUCGUCUUUUGAUACAUUAAAUUUAUUGCAUGCUCACCAGCGGAGUGAAUUUUCAGAUGUAAACUGAAAAGGAAGUAUCAGGUCACCUGAUUUUUUAAAUGAUACUGUAGCUACCUAAUUUGCAUAAAUAAAUUAUACCUUUUCUUGGAUUUGUACCAGUGCAGGUGGGUGGUGAUAAAAUGUGAAGUGGAUUUGCAUUUUAACUUGCUGGCAUCAUUCCAUCUUUCAACUCAUAAUAAGUAUAUUGCAUGAGUAUAAUCUUUCAGAGUGGCUCUCUUAUUUUGAUUUGGCACAAUUUAUUUAAAUUUUACAUACUGUAAUUUCAUUUCACAUGCUUGAUUUGUUAAUGUUUUUAUAGAAACAAGAUAUGUAGAAAACUAACAUUAUAAUAAGGUGCAUAAUCUAAGUCAUAAAAUGUUUGGGUAAAUUGGUGUGUAAUAUUUCUUCUUUAUAAAUGCAGCACCUGGUGAUGUCUAUGGGUCAGAAUCUUCAAACAGUCAUUGCAUGUAAAGGAUACUAAAAAUAACUACUUUCAUUUACAUAACAUUAAUAUGUCCCAAAUUAUGUGGUGCCCUGAAACGAGGGCUAUGUAUAAAUAGUGCUUUAAUUUAUUCAUGGUGAAACCAAAAUGUAUAAAAAUACCCUUUAAUAAAAUCAGAACAUCUCUACUUUA